UGGAAUUCGUUGGCUUCCCCAUACCACCACAGUCCAAUUUAGCCCCCUGCCCCACCCUCGCUGACCUAAUAAGGCCAUGCAGAGUGCGGGGGACCCGUAUAAAAGGCGCGGGCUCUAGGCGACUCUGCACGACACUGGGGAAGAGCAGUCAUGAGUAGUCCGGUGACAGGAAAGGCCACGUCCAAGGAGUGGGGCUACGCCGACCACAACGGUCCUGAUCACUGGCAUGAACUUUUCCCCAAUGCAAAAGGAGACAACCAGUCACCCAUUGAGCUACAUACUAAGGACGUUAGGCACGACCCCUCCCUGCUGCCGUGGUCAGCGUCCUAUGACCCUGGAUCUGCCAAGACCAUCCUGAACAAUGGGAAAACCUGCAGAGUUGUAUUUGAUGACACUUACGACAGAUCUAUGCUGAGAGGUGGUCCCCUUCCUGGACCCUACCGACUUCGCCAGUUUCAUCUGCACUGGGGCUCCUCAGAUGAUCAUGGCUCUGAGCACAUUGUGGAUGGAGUCAAGUAUGCAGCGGAGCUUCAUCUGGUUCACUGGAAUCCAAAGUAUAACACUUAUGGAGAAGCUCUGAAGCAACCUGAUGGAAUCGCUGUGGUUGGCGUUUUUCUGAAGAUAGGACGUGAGAAGGGGGACUUCCAGAUUUUCCUUGAUGCACUGGACAAAAUUAAGACAAAGGGCAAGGAGGCGCCCUUCUCGCACUUCGACCCCUCCUGCCUGUUCCCUGCCUGCCGGGACUACUGGACCUACCGCGGCUCCUUCACCACGCCGCCCUGUGAGGAGUGCAUCGUGUGGCUGCUGCUCAAAGAGCCCAUCACCGUGAGCUCCGACCAGAUUGCCAAGCUGCGGAGCCUCUUCUCCAGUGCUGAGAACGAGCCCCCAGUGCCCAUGGUGAGGAAUUGGCGUCCUCCACAGCCCAUCAAAGGCAGGGUGGUGAGAGCCUCCUUCAAAUGAGGCCUCGGGAUCUUGCCCUCUUCAGGAAAGGAAACCUACUGUUGGCGAGCAUGGCUCCUUGUCUCCUGGUGCUCCUUCCUCCAAGCAUAUUUGAUGUCUCUCCACUGAGCAAGCAAUGUGGGAGAUUUCAAGAUACCAAAGUUGCUUUUGAUAAACUCUGAUGUGAAUGCACAAGUUUCACACUUGACCUUUGUAAUAUCACCUUUCCUAUAAAAAUACUAUUUCUAGUAAGAAGAAACAUGGAAGAAUAAAAAUACGAAAAAAGGCUAUUGGACACCAUUUUUUGGUUAUCUUAAUUUCACAGAUCUUCAGUUUUCCUAUUUUCAUAUUAAAAAUUAUCAAUCUUGAAGCAAUGAUGAGUAAUUCUAUAUAUGGGAGUAGAUAUGUAUGAAGAUUAUGUAACAAUUAAACAUAAGCCAGAAAUUAAAAUGGCUAUGAACACCAAACAUUGAGAUGAUGAUGUGUUUUACCUCUUAAAUAGCACAAGGCCUAUCAUCUAUUAAAAAUUUAGCUGCAAUUAAGGUUAUCUGGUUUUGAUUAUCAGUGAAAGUAAAAGACCAAAAGUUUUAUAAAUUUUGAUCCCAAAUUUUAAUUUCUUCUUCAUAAAGUUGGUUGACUCUAUCUUAGUAAUUUUCUUGACCUGAAGGAGGGCCAUUUUUUUUUUUAAUUUCACUACUUUUAUCUUUGCAUGCCUAUUAAAAUAAAGACUGCCUCUGAUGUAUUUUCAGCUCAAGGCUGGAAUCAUUGAUUCCUAAUACAUGAUGGAGUGAAUGAUGGCACUUGAAGUAAAAGCAGUUGUACUGAUUCCAAAACAAUAAAGAUGUGAAAGCAAAAA
Messenger RNA from Oryctolagus cuniculus (rabbit), 1795 nucleotides. It is a transcript of the gene CA3, whose product is annotated as carbonic anhydrase 3. Gene Ontology annotation, cellular component: cytosol; cytoplasm. Gene Ontology annotation, molecular function: carbonate dehydratase activity; zinc ion binding. The record is from RefSeq and is a predicted model, not a curated record. Lineage: Eukaryota; Metazoa; Chordata; Mammalia; Lagomorpha; Leporidae.